GCCCCCUUUUGUCGUCGAUCCCUGAUCCCUGAUCCCUCCCUUCGUCGCCCCUUGGAACCCCUCCACCCUUCUUCUCCACUUCGAAGCUGCAAACCCUAAGGCGAAUCCAUGGCGAGAGGGCGGCGAAGUGAGGACGACGAUUUCAUAGACGACGACGACGUCGAUGAAGCCUACGAUGAAGACGAGGAGGAGGAGGAGGAGCUUGGUACUGGCAAAGGAGGGAAGAAGAGAAGUAGAUCUCAAUUCAUCGACGACGCGGCGGAGGAGGACGACGAGGAGGAAGAAGAGGAGGAUGAAGACGAGGAGGAGGUUGGUGCGAGCCGCCGGAGCAGGGAAAAGAGGGCACGCGGAUCGCAGUUUUUCGAGCUCGAGGCAAUGGUCGACAGCGACGACGAAGAGGAGGAGGAGGAAGGCGAAGACGAUUUUAUAAAUGAUGUUGGAGCUGACUUGCCUGAGGAGGAUGACAGUCGAAGAUUACGACGCCCUAUAUUAAUGCAAGAAGAUCAGGAAGACGUUGAUGAGAUAGAGAGACGUGUCAAAGAAAGAUAUUCUAAAACAAAUCAGGUAGACUAUGCUGAGGAUGCCACUGAUGUUGAGCAACAAGCGCUUUUGCCAUCAGUGAAAGAUCCCAAACUAUGGAUGGUCAAAUGUGCGAUUGGCCAUGAGCGUGAGACAGCCAUUUGUCUCAUGCAGAAAUUUAUGGAUAGGUCUGAUCUACAGAUCAAGUCAGUUGUUGCACUGGAUCAUCUAAAAAAUUACAUUUAUGUUGAAGCUGAGAAAGAAGCCCAUGUGUUAGAGGCCUGCAAAGGCAUGCGAAACAUCUUUUCUUCAGCUAAAGUGACGCUUGUGCCGAUCAAGGAGAUGACUGAUGUUUUAUCUGUUGAAAGUAAAGCUGUUGAACUUGCAAGGGAUACAUGGGUCCGAAUGAAGAUUGGUAUUUACAAGGGGGAUCUUGCCAAGGUUGUCGAUGUUGAUAAUGUUCGUCAGAAAGUCACAGUCAAGCUCAUACCUAGAGUUGAUCUACAAGCUCUAGCUAAUAAAUUGGAAGGUAGGGAAGUUGUAAAGAAGAAGACUUUUGUUCCUCCCCCUCGCUUCUUUAAUAUCGAUGAAGCAAGGGAGAUGCAUAUCCGUGUUGAACGGCGACGAGACAAGGACAGUGGUGAAUAUUUUGAGAUGGUUGAUGGUCUGAUGUUCAAAGAGGGUUUUUUGUAUAAAACCAUUUCUGUCAAAAGUAUUAGCUUGCAGAACAUAGAUCCUACAUUUGAUGAACUUGAGAAGUUCAGGAAGCCUGGUGAUGAUGAUGGAGAGGUUGCAAGUUUGUCCACUUUGUUUGCCAAUAGGAAAAAAGGCCAUUUCAUGAAAGGGGAUUCUGUGAUAAUCAUUCGUGGAGAAUGUAAGAAUCUGAAGGGAUGGGUGGAGAAGGUGGAGGAAGAUACCGUCUAUGCAAAAUUGCCUGAGCUGGGAACAAUUGCUUUCAACGAGAAGGAGUUAUGCAAAUACUUUAAACCGGGAGAUCAUGUCAAAGUGGUAUCAGGUGUUCAAGUAGGUGCAACUGGUAUGGUUGUAAAGGUUGAAAGCCACGUUCUAAUUAUUUUGUCGGAUACUACAAAAGACCAUAUACGCGUUUUCGCCGACCAUGUUGUAGAGAGUUCUGAGAUUACUACUGGGGUUACUCGCGUGGGCGAUUAUGAGUUACAUGAUCUUGUGCUGCUAGACAAUAUGUCUUUUGGAGUUAUCAUACGCUUGGAGACUGAAGCAUUUCAAGUUCUUAAAGGAGUGGCAGAUAAGCCUGAGGUUGUUCUUGUUAAGUUCAGGGAGAUAAAAAGCAAAAUUGAAAGGAGAACAACUGCCAAAGAUCGCUCAAACAACAUCAUAGCAAUUAAGGAUGUUGUUAGGGUUGUCGAGGGCCCAUUUAGUGGGAAACGAGGUCCUGUUGAACACAUAUACAGAGGGCUAUUAUUUAUCCAUGACCGUCAUCAUCAUGAGCACGCUGGUUUUAUUUGUGCAAAAGCUCAGUCAUGUGUGCUUGGAUGUGGAUCGCAGGGGAAUAGAGAUAGAAAUAAUGUUGAUUCCUUGAGCUCUAGACUCGAUGCUCUCCGUUCUCCAUCCCGUUUUCAGUCUCCAAACAGACUGCCACCUAGAGGACCACCUUCAGAAUUUCAAAGAUACAGAGGCGGAGGCGGAAGGGGUGGAAGAGGUGGAAGAGGAGAUGAAGCCUUAGUCAGUAAAACUAUUAAAAUAAAAUCUGGUCCCUGGAAAGGAUAUCGAGGUCGUGUUAAGGAGGUAACCGGCUAUUUAGUACGAGUUGAGUUGGAUUCUCAGAUGAAAAUUGUGACAGUUAAGAGACAAGAUAUCGCUGAUGCAGUUGGUAACGGUGCUGCAACGCCUUUCCGGUUCGGAUCAGGUAGAGAGACACCUAUGCAUCCAUCACGAACGCCAAUGCAUCCUUAUCAAACUCCCAUGCGGGAUCCUGGUGCGACUCCUAUCCAUGAUGGGAUGAGAACACCCAUGCACGAUGGGACGUGGGCUCCUAUGAGUCCUCCAAGGGAUAAUUGGGAAGAUGGUAAUCCUGCUACUUGGCGAACGAGCCCACAAUAUCAUCCUGGAACUCCUGUUCGGACGUACGAUGCACCUACUCCUGGCUCGGGUUGGGCUAACACUCCAGGAGGGAGCUAUGGUGAUUCCGCAACACCAAGGGAAAGCAGCUAUGGAAGUGCACCAAGCCCGUAUCUACCAUCAACACCUACUGCACAACCUUUGACUCCCAGCUCAGCAUCGUACCUUCCUGGUACCCCUGGUGGACAGCCAAUGACACCUGGAAAUGUCGGAUUGGAUAUGAUGUCUCCGACAAUAGGCGGAGAGAGCGAAGGAAACUGGCUGAUGCCGGAUAUAUUGGUUAACGUCGUGAAAGCCGGAGGUGAUUUCCAUGUUGGAGUCGUUAAAGAUGUGCUAAUGGAUGGGUCCUGUAAAGUUGCCGUCGGAUCAGCUGGCAACGGAGAGACAAUGACUGUUACUCCCUCAGACGUCGAGGUGAUUAGGCCCAAAAAAUCCGACAGGAUCAAGAUCAUGAAUGGCGACAUGCGCGGAGCAACAGGGAGGCUCAUCGGUGUUGAUGGGUCGGAUGGGAUUGUAAAGUUGGACGACACAUACGAAGUCAAGAUUUUAGAUUUAGUGUUGCUUGCUAAGCUAGCGAUAGUAUGAAUCUCUACAGGCUCCCUCCUUGUAUUCAUUACCUUCGACUCAAUGUUUAUGUUAUGUCAGCUCCAAAUUCAAACUUGUAUAUCAAGGUAUCUGUUUUGGAUAUUUAAUCUUUUCAAAUGCUUUCCAAGAGCACCAAUAUCAUGCUCUCCUUUCCAGGGCAUGAUAUCAAUUUUUUACAAA
Messenger RNA from Zingiber officinale, 3381 nucleotides. RefSeq names its product putative transcription elongation factor SPT5 homolog 1. Gene Ontology annotation, biological process: regulation of DNA-templated transcription elongation; transcription elongation by RNA polymerase II; transcription elongation-coupled chromatin remodeling. The coding region runs from base 109 to 3201 and encodes 1030 amino acids. The record is from RefSeq and is a predicted model, not a curated record. The transcript has 22 exons. NCBI's taxonomy places the organism in Eukaryota, Viridiplantae, Streptophyta, Magnoliopsida, Zingiberales, Zingiberaceae. Gene Ontology annotation, cellular component: DSIF complex; ribosome. Gene Ontology annotation, molecular function: structural constituent of ribosome; mRNA binding.